Molecule: messenger RNA, 622 nt
Organism: Saccostrea cuccullata (small rock oyster)
Lineage: Eukaryota; Metazoa; Mollusca; Bivalvia; Ostreida; Ostreidae
Product: calcium-binding mitochondrial carrier protein Aralar1-like
Exons: 7
Biological process (GO): mitochondrial calcium ion homeostasis; calcium import into the mitochondrion
Cellular component (GO): uniplex complex
Molecular function (GO): calcium ion binding
Source: RefSeq, a predicted model, not a curated record
GCUGCGAUCACGGAAUUCGAAAAGAGGAUAACCAAUCAUAAGAAUCUGAGGGCAUGAUCUUUUCUGUAAGCGAGACAUGGCGGCUAAUGGCAAAGACCAUCCCUUUGAAAUUGUUUCCAAAGUUUGGCCCAUCAAAACUGCAAAAUGUGAACACAGAAAGGUGGAAGUUUUUAAUCGAGCAGAUCCAGAGCAACUGAAGGAAAUAUUUUUGAAAUAUGCCAGUGUUGUGGAGGAUGGAGAACAUUAUAUGACCUAUAGAGAUCUUAUUCAGAAGUACUUAAACUUUCUGGGCGAGAAUUGCGAUGAGUUCACCCUCAAAUUAUUUGCUUCCAGCGUAGACACUUCUAGAGAUGGGAAGAUUUCGUUUACAGAGUUUUCCAGGCUUUUGAGGCUGUACUGUGCCUGCCUGAUGCCAUGUAUGCUGGCCUUCCAGGUGUUUGACAGAAAUGGAAAUGGGUAUCUCUCCUGCGAGAUAAUUGAUUUUCAUGAGGAACACGCUUUACAAGCUUUUCGGAGGCGAGAUAAAGGAGACACAGGCUACAUCAAUGCUAAGGACUUUGAGGAAAUCAUGUGCAAAUUAAAAAUUACCCUUGACCCCAUUUGUAAAGAAAACCUGGUCACA